AUGUCAUCAUUCCCAGAGCCCCAGCUCCCCAGGCUGCAGCAUGGUGAUAUCCCAGAGGAGCCCCUGGACACCUCGCAGAGCACAGAGUCUGAGAUCAGCCACCUGUCUCCCCCUCAUAAGGAGAGCAUCGUGGUCACCCUCCACGGGGCCACCGAUCUACCCACCUGCAAGGAUGGCUCCAAUCCGUGGCCCUAUGUGGUGGUGAAAACCACAUCGGAGGAAGCAAACAACCAGACCUCCAAGGCAGUCACAUCUGUGACCUCGAAGCCCACCAGAGACCCCAUCUGGGGGGACACCGUGAAAGUGGAGAUCCAAUCGGAGGACUCGGGGCGGGAAGAUGUGAUCAUCAAGGUGAUAGACAACAGAAAGAAGGAGGAGUUGCUGUCCUACAAAAUCCCCAUCAAGUACCUGCGUGUUUUCCACCCUUACCACUUUGAGCUGGUGUCGCCCGCCCAGUCUGGGAAAGCUGACGAGGACACUGACAAGACCAAACUGUACGCCACGGUCGUUCGGAAAUGUGGCUUCAUCCCACGCUACAUCGGCUGCAACCACACAGCUCUGGAGGUCUUUCUCCGGGGAGUCAACGAGCCCCUCAUCAACAACCCCAACCCCAUGGUGGUGAUUGCCCGGGUGGUUCCCAACUACAAGGAAUUUAAGGCCAGCCAGGUAAACAGGGACGUGGCCUCCGUGGGGCUGCCCAUCACCCCCGUCUCCUUCCCCAUCCCAUCCGUGAUGAACUUUGACGUGCCUCGGGUCAGCCAGAACGGGUGCCCUCAGCUGUCCAAGCCUGGGGGACCCCCAGAGCUGCCCCUGUGGAAUCAGUCCUUCCUCUUCCAAGGCCGAGAUGGAGCCACCAGCUUCUCAGAAGACACAGCCCUGGUGCUGGAGUACUACCCCUCCACUUCAAUGAAAGGCAGCCAGCCGUGGACCCUCACCGAUCCCCUGGGCAUCUCUGUGUUGCCGCUAAAGAGUCGUUUGUACCGGAAGAUGCUGGCAGGGAAAGGCUUGGACGGGCUACGCGUGGCGCAGCUCCCCAUCCUGGACACUAACCUGAAAACCAUAAGCGGUGAGGCCCCCACAGUGGAUCUCUCCUUCCACCUGAUCUCCUCCGAGGGCCAGCAAGCCUCCCGCGUGGGUCACUCGAGGGCCAGCCAGCCAGCAUGCCUGCAGGCAGAGCAGAUGACAGUGAACGGCAAGAGCGUCCUGGGUACCCUCCAGCUUGCAGCCAGCCUCUUUGAAGUGAGGCCCACGCUGGCCGCGUUUCCUGGGCUGACCCAUGUGGAUUGGAGCCUGCCAGCUCCAGAGAAGUCAGUGCCCACGCCCAUGCUUUCUCCUCUUGACAACACUCCUCUUACCGUGUCCUCCAAGACUGUGGGCCACGAUAAGCAUUGCGGAAGUCCAGUGUUUGCUGUUUUAGUGCUUACCAAGGCCGUGAAGGUCCCUUUAGAGCCAGGGUCCAGCUCUGGCACAUCACCAGCCGAGCUUCCCUUCCGUCAUCACACAAUGGCGUUGUCGUCCCCACCAGCCAGGAACGUGGUGAAGCUUGAAUGGGGAGGGUGCGCACAGUGUCCUGCAGACAUGCCGCAAAGGGAGCUCCUGGUGUCGCUCACCCAGGUUGCUGACAAACAUGCUGAAUUCGAGAUGCAGGAAGUGAAGACCUGCCUCCUGGCCUCGGAGCUCCCAGCCCAGGGCUCCCUGGGGAGGGUUCAGGGCCAGCUAAUUGAAUUAAGAGCAUGUGUGCUCCAGCAAGAAGGCUCAGGGCGGGGCAAGAGGCGGGGUGGCCGGAAGGCGGGCAGUUUCAGCACCAAGGACAGCAGCUGCAGCAUGGCUGCCCUAAUGAAGCACGAUAUGCUGCAGCCACGGAGCCAGGGGCCACUUGUCAGCCCCAAGCUGCUCCAGCAGAGGCCGGAAAACUUCUUGACAUCAGACAACAGCAAGGCUUUGCCCACCCUGGACCCGAAGGUCCUGGACGAGAAGCUGGGGACCAUCCGCGAGUCCUGGUCUGACACCACGGUGAGCCCCGUGCCGGGCUCCAGCACACCCAGCUCUCAGGGGGCAGAGGAGGAGCCUCCUGUGCCGGAGACAUACCGCGAGGUGUCCCCCACCUUUCGGACGGCCCUUCCACAUGAUUUUCCAAACAAACCCCUAGAGCACUCACAAGCCCGGGUUCCACCUACUCGUGUAGCCAUCGCCUCAGAAGCCCCUCAGGAGCAUGUCCCCUGCGCCAUGGGAAGCCCCUCUAAGAGAUUCGCUUGA
Messenger RNA from Lemur catta (Ring-tailed lemur), 2256 nucleotides. Its product is annotated as coiled-coil domain-containing protein 33-like. Lineage: Eukaryota; Metazoa; Chordata; Mammalia; Primates; Lemuridae. The record is from RefSeq and is a predicted model, not a curated record. The transcript has 21 exons. Gene Ontology annotation, cellular component: peroxisome. The coding region runs from base 1 to 2256 and encodes 751 amino acids.